GUGUCCGUGCUCGGCUCCACGGGCUCCAUCGGCACGCAGACGCUGGAUUUCGCGCGCGCGCGGCCGGAUCGGUUCUCCGUCGUCGCGCUGUGCGCCGGGUCCAACUACGCGCUGCUCGCGGAGCAGGUCGCCGAGUUCAAGGACCAGGUCAAGGUCGUGGGCAUCUCCGACGCGUCGAAGCUGGGGCUCCUGAAGGAGGCGCUCGCGGCGAACGGCGCGACGGACGGCUCGAGCUUCGAGGUCGUCGGCGGCGACGACGCGGCGACGGCGUGCGCGACGGCGCGCGAGGCGGACGUCGUCGUGACGGGCGUCGUCGGCUGCGCGGGGCUCGUGCCGACGGUCGCGGCCAUCGAGGCGGGCAAGGACAUCGCGCUCGCGAACAAGGAGACGCUCAUCGCGGGCGGCCCCGCGAUCCUGCCCCUGCUGGAGAAGCACGGCGUCGCCAUGACGCCGGCGGACAGCGAGCAUUCAGCCAUCUUCCAGGCGCUCCAGGGCGUGCCGCCGGGGGCCAUGCGCAAGGUCAUCCUCACGGCGUCCGGCGGCGCGUUCCGCGACUUCGACGCCGAGGAGCUCAUGCGCAAGUGCCUCGAGGAGCCCGAGUGGGUGCGCGCCAAGGCGACGACGCACCCGAACUGGGACAUGGGCGCGAAGAUCACCGUGGACUCGGCGACGAUGAUGAACAAGGGCCUCGAGGUCAUCGAGGCGCACUACUUGUUCGGCGCGGACUACGACGACAUCGACGUCGUCGUGCACCCGCAGUCCAUCGUCCACAGCGCCAUCGAGACCCAGGACAACUCCGUGAUUGCGCAAUUGGGCUGGCCCGACAUGCGCCUGCCCCUCCUCUACAGCGUCGCGUGGCCGCACCGCGUCCGCAUGCCCCAGGACCAGUGGGAGCCGCGCUUCGACCUCGUCAAGCUCGGCUCCAUGACCUUCAAGGGCCCGGACAACGACAAGUACCCCUGCAUCGGCCUCGCCUACGCCGCGGGCCGCGUCGGCGGCACGAUGACGGGCGCGCUCAACGCCGCGAACGAGCAGGCGAACGAGAUGUUCCGCGAGGGCGCCUUCGACUACCUCGACAUCCCCAAGGCCAUCGAGGCGGCCAUGGAGAACCACAAGAGCGACUUCAUCGCCAAGCCCUCGCUCCAGGACAUCAUCGACGUCGACCUCUGGGCCCGGCAG
Aureococcus anophagefferens is the source of this 1179-nucleotide messenger RNA. RefSeq lists its product as hypothetical. Gene Ontology annotation, biological process: isoprenoid biosynthetic process. The record is from RefSeq and is a predicted model, not a curated record. The transcript has a single exon. Gene Ontology annotation, molecular function: NADPH binding; 1-deoxy-D-xylulose-5-phosphate reductoisomerase activity; protein binding. Lineage: Eukaryota; Pelagophyceae; Pelagomonadales; Pelagomonadaceae. The annotation marks the transcript as partial.